AUGAAUCUAUCCGAUUCAGAAGAGAAGAGCUUGCAUCAGUAUCUCAAUUUCAAUUCAAACGUGGGUUUGAUUCACACUCCAUGUUCUGAGAAAUAUUUACAGAGGAAAAAACGGAGUCUUUGCCUAAAAAAAUGCGUUGACAAAGGGCAGAUGGAUAGAACCUUUCAACGAGAUAGUGCUUUUUCAACUCUCUCAAAAUGGAAUCUAUUCCAAACAUAUAUGCCAUGGUUCUUUACUUCGACAGGGUACAAAUAUCUAAAUUUGAUAUUUUUAGAUAUUUUUUCAGACCUAUUGCGGAUACUAAGUAGCAGUCAAAAAUUUGUAUCCAUUUUUCAUGAUAUUAUGUAUGGAUUAGAUAUAUCAUGGCGAAUUCUUCAGAAAAAAUUGUGUCUUCCACAAAGGAAUCUGAUAAGUGAGAUUUCGAGUAAGUCUUUACAUAAUCUUCUUCUGUCCGAAGAAAUGAUUCAUCGAAAUAAUGAGUCAUCGUUGAUAUCGACACAUCUGAGAUCGCCAAAUGUUCGUGAGGUCCUCUAUUCAAUCCUUUUCCUUCUUCUUGUUGCUGGAUAUAUCGUUCGUACACAUCUUCUCUUUGUUUCCCGAGCCUAUAGUGAGUUACAGACAGAGUUCGAAAAGAUCAAAUCUUUGAUGAUUCCAUCAUACAUGAUUGAGUUGCGAAAACUUCUGGAUAGGUAUCCUACAUCUGAACAGAAUUCUUUCUGGUUAAAGAAUCUUUUUCUAGUUGCUCUGGAACAAUUAGGAGAUUGUCUAGAAGAAAUACGGGGUUCUGGCGGCAACAUGCUAUGGGGUGGUGAUCCCGCUUAUGGGGUCAAAUCAAUACGUUCUAAGAAGACAGAUUUGAAAAUAAACUUCAUCGAUAUCAUCGAUCUCAUAAGUAUCAUACCAAAUCCCAUCAAUCGAAUCACUUUUUCGAGAAAUACGAGACAUCUAAGUCAUACAAGUAAAGACAUCUAUUCAUUGAUAAGAAAAAGAAAAAACGUGAGCGGUGAUUGGAUUGAUGAUAAAAUAGAAUCCUGGGUCGCGAACAGUGAUUCGAUUGAUGAUAAAGAAAGAGAAUUCUUGGUUCAGUUCUCCACCUUAAGGGCAGAAAAAAGGAUUGAUCAAAUUCUAUUGAGUCUGACUCAUAGUGAUCAUUUAUCAAAGAAUGACUCUGGUUAUCAAAUGAUUGAACAACCGGGAACAAUUUACUUACGAUACUUAGUUGACAUUCAUAAAAAGUAUCUAAUGAAUUAUGAGUUCAAUACAUCCUGUUUAGCAGAAAGACGGAUAUUCCUUGCUCAUUAUCAGACAAUCACUUAUUCACAAACUUCGUGUGGGGCUAAUAGUUUUCAUUUCCCGUCUCAUGGAAAACCCUUUUCGCUCCGCUUAGCCCUAUCCCCCUCUAGGAGUAUUUUAGUGAUAGGUUCUAUAGGAACCGGACGAUCCUAUUUGGUCAAAUACCUAGCGACAAACUCCUAUGUUCCUUUCAUUACAGUAUGUCUGAACAAGUUCCUGGAUAACAAGCCGAAAGGUUUUUUUCUUGAUGAUAUCGAUAUUGAUGAUAGUGACGAUAUUGAUGCUAGUAACGAUAUUGAUCGUGAACUUGAUACGGAGCUGGAGCUUCUAACUAUGAUGAAUGCGCUAACUAUGGAUAUGAUGUCGGAAAUAGACCGAUUUUAUAUCACCCUUCAAUUCGAAUUAGCAAAAGCAAUGUCUCCUUGCAUAAUAUGGAUUCCAAACAUUCAUGAUCUUGAUGUGAAUGAGUCGAAUUACUUAGCCCUCGGUCUCUUGGUGAACUCUCUCUCCAGGGAUUGUGAAAGAUGUUCGACUAGAAAUAGUCUUGUUAUUGCUUCGACUCAUAUUCCCCAAAAAGUGGAUCCCGCUCUAAUAGCCCCGAAUAAAUUAAAUACAUGCAUUAAAAUAAGAAGGCUUCUUAUUCCACAACAACGAAAGCACUUUUUCACUCUUUCCUAUACUAGGGGAUUUCACUUGGAAAAGAAAAUGUUCCAUACUAAUGGAUUCGAGUCCAUAACCAUGGGUUCCAGUGCACGAGAUCUUGUAGCACUUACCAAUGAGGCCUUAUCAAUUAGUAUUACACAGAAGAAAUCAAUUAUAGACACUAAUACAAUUAGAUCUGCUCUUCAUAGACAAACUUGGGAUUUGCGAUCCCAGGUAAGAUCGGUUCAGGAUCAUGGGAUCCUUUUCUAUCAGAUAGGAAGGGUUGUUGCACAAAAUGUACUUAUAAGUAAUUGCCCCAUAGAUCCUAUAUCUAUCUAUAUGAAGAAGAAAUCAUGUAACGAAGGGGAUUCUUAUUUGUACAAAUGGUACUUCGAACUUGGAACGAGCAUGAAGAAAUUCACGAUACUUCUUUAUCUUUUGAGUUGUUCUGCCCGGAUCGGUCGCUCAAGACCUUUGGUCUCUACCCGGACCCGAUGAAAAAAAUAGGAUCACUUCUUAUGGAUUCAUUGA
Brassica napus (rape) is the source of this 2466-nucleotide messenger RNA. RefSeq names its product protein Ycf2-like. Gene Ontology annotation, molecular function: ATP binding; ATP hydrolysis activity. The transcript has a single exon. Lineage: Eukaryota; Viridiplantae; Streptophyta; Magnoliopsida; Brassicales; Brassicaceae. The record is from RefSeq and is a predicted model, not a curated record. The coding region runs from base 1 to 2433 and encodes 810 amino acids.